Molecule: messenger RNA, 1083 nt
Organism: Cuscuta europaea
Lineage: Eukaryota; Viridiplantae; Streptophyta; Magnoliopsida; Solanales; Convolvulaceae
Source: the annotation of a GenBank genome assembly
UAUAAACUCUGGCAUGUAUGUUUGUUUUCUUCUCCCAUUAUAUUAUAUUCAAAGCGCGCUAUUUUAUUUUAUUUCUUAACAAUCCGUGGAUGCUCACUAGCUAGACUUAACGGAGAAUGGAGUAUGGCGGCGGCGAGAAGAAAGAUAUAGCGGUGGCUAACCAGCAAAACAUAAGGUGGGCAGACUUUUCUGUGAGGGUCUUGGCCUUUGCGAACACCUUUGCGGCGGCGUUAGUUCUGGGAGUAGACAAGCAGACUAAGCUUAUAGACAUACAGAUUGUCUCGACACUGCCGCCGGUGAGUGUUCCGGUCACCGCCAAUUGGAAAUACAUGCCUGCCUUCGUGUACUUUGUGGUGGCGAAUAGCAUUGCAUGUGCAUACGCAGCUGUUUCUCUGGUCCUAAUGGUGGUGGCCAGGGGACAAAAGAUGACAUCAUUGUUCCUCAUCAUAUCAGACCUACUAAUGAUGGUGCUUCUAUUUUCCGGCGUCGGAGCCGCUGCCGCAGUUGGCCUUCUGGGUUUCACCGGCAACUCUCAUCUGCAGUGGAACAAGGUGUGCAACGUAUUCGGAAAAUUUUGCGCUCAAGUUGGCGGUGCUAUAUUUGUUUCCUUUGCCGGCGCCACCUUCUUUCUGUUGCUUGUUCUACUUGCUACCUUAAAGCUUCACAGUAAUAAUAAGCAUCAUUAGUGAUAUUGCGGAGUAAUAUAUACUCCGUGUAUGAUUAAAUGAAUUAAAUAAGUUGUGAUUACAUUUACAAAAAUGAUGUUUGUACACACUCUUAUACACACUUUUGUACACAUCUAUGUCUGUGAAAGCUUUUUUUUGUCUGUGAAUAUCGAUUCACAGACAAUGUUUUGCACAAACAAAAUAUUGUCUGUGAACGGGAUUUACAAACAAAAAAAAGCUUCACAAACAUGGUGUGUAUAAGGUGUGUACAAGAGUGUGUAUAUCAAGAAUUGGUAAUGUAUCUUGUUGGGUUGAUACUACAUCCGCUCCAUUGAAAUUGAUGAGACAUGAUUACGUGGUGUCGCUUUUAAGAAAUAUAUAUAUGAAUUGAUCAUGACUAAAACUACUUCACUUUCUC